Daucus carota subsp. sativus is the source of this 1753-nucleotide messenger RNA. Its product is annotated as oligouridylate-binding protein 1. The record is from RefSeq and is a predicted model, not a curated record. NCBI's taxonomy places the organism in Eukaryota, Viridiplantae, Streptophyta, Magnoliopsida, Apiales, Apiaceae. The transcript has 12 exons. Gene Ontology annotation, molecular function: mRNA binding. The coding region runs from base 158 to 1372 and encodes 404 amino acids.
AUAACAUAAAUCGUCUCUCUCACAUUUUCGCCAGUACCUUUUUUUCUCUCUCUUGGUUUCCCUCUUAAUUUUCUUCUUCUUCCAAACAAAACCCUAGAAUUUUUUUUUGAAAAAAAAUCUGUAUCUAUAUUCUAUACACACAAUUAAUCAGUAGAAGAUGCAGUAUCAGCAGAGGUUGAAGCAACAGCAAGCAUUGAUGCAACAAUCUCUUUAUCAUCCUGGCCUUUUGGCCCCUCCCCAGAUAGAGCCUAUCUUGAGUGGUAACUUGCCUCCUGGGUUUGAUCCAAGUACAUGCCGCAGUGUUUAUGUUGGGAACAUCCACUCUCAAGUUACAGAACCUCUUCUGCAAGAGGUUUUCUCCAGCACUGGUCCCCUUGAAAGCUGCAAGCUCAUACGAAAGGAGAAGUCAUCGUAUGGCUUUGUGGACUACUUUGAUCGGAGAUCAGCUGCCCUUGCUAUUGUUUCUCUUAACGGCAGGCACUUGUUUGGGCAACCUAUCAAAGUUAAUUGGGCAUAUGCCAGUACUCAGAGGGCAGACACAUCAGGCCACUUUAACAUUUUUGUUGGUGAUCUUAGCCCUGAAAUUACAGAUGCCACUCUUUUCGCUUGUUUCUCUGUAUAUAGUAGUUGCUCAGAUGCUAGAGUUAUGUGGGAUCAGAAAACUGGGCGUUCAAGAGGAUUUGGAUUUGUUUCUUUCCAGAAUCAACAGGAUGCUCAAAAUGCAAUCAAUGAAUUGAAUGGGAAGUGGCUUGGAAGCAGGCAAAUUCGGUGCAACUGGGCAGCAAAGGGUGCAGGAGCUGAUGACAAACAGAACUCAGAUGUCAAGAGUGUUGUUGAAUUAACAAGUGGAACAUCAGAAGAUGGUCAAGAGAAGAUUAACGAUGAUGCUCCAGAGAAUAAUCCUCAGUAUACGACUGUAUAUGUUGGCAAUCUUGGUCCCGAGGUUACUUCAGUUGAUCUCCACAGGCAUUUCCAUGCAUUUAAUGCCGGAGUUAUUGAAGAUGUUCGUGUUCAACGAGACAAAGGGUUUGGUUUUGUGAGAUACAGUAACCAUUCUGAAGCAGCUCGUGCUAUUCAGAUGGGUAAUGCCAGGAUUCUCUAUGGCAAACCAAUAAAGUGCUCAUGGGGUAGUAAGCCAACACCCCCAGGGACUAGCUCUACUCCUCUACCCCCUCCUAGUGCGGCAGUUCUUCCUGGAUUUUCAGCAGCUGAUCUUGUUGCAUAUGAAAGGCAGCUUGCUUUGGCCAAAAUAGGUGGUGCACAAGCGCUGAUGCAGCAACAGGUUCAGCGGAUGGGUGCCGCUAAUCCGGCAAUGUACGAUGGUGGAUACCCGAGUAUUGCCUCAACCCAGCCACCAAUGUACUUCCAGUAAUAGUAGUCAAGGAGCUCACUUAAUUGUCAGAGAGAUGUUAAGUUAAGAAGUUAUGUAGGAUGAGUUCUUAUAAUUGAAUCUCUAUUUACCCUAAAAUUUGAAUGCCCCAUCCCCAUCUUAUGCACGCUUGCAUAAAUUAUAGCUUUGUGUUCUCGGUUGGGGAUGAUGGACUUGGUCAGCUCAAAUCAACCAUGUCAGUGCAGAUUGGCCACUAAAUACUGAUGAACAUGGUCUAAGGUAUUACGUUGUAGCAUGUGUUAACGUAUUCCCUUGUCGCUGCUCGAUGGUUUGGGUCUCAACUUCUUUUGUUUUGCGACUUCCUUUUCUACUGGCUCUGUGCAUUGCUCAAAUGUUUUUAAGUAAAUAUUUUUAUUAGAUUGA